Molecule: messenger RNA, 2142 nt
Organism: Gasterosteus aculeatus aculeatus (three-spined stickleback)
Lineage: Eukaryota; Metazoa; Chordata; Actinopteri; Perciformes; Gasterosteidae
Source: RefSeq, a predicted model, not a curated record
AACCUUUCAACGACAGGAAACCCUGUGAGUCGCUCUGCUCCACUCCUCCUGAGUGUGUAUCUGCGCGCGUACAGACGCACAGCACGGCACCUCGAGCGCAGAGAUAGUUAUAAUAAGAGAAGCGGACGAUGAUUUCUCGAAACCCGGGCUCCGGAUAACUGUUCAAUCAAGAAUAUCUCUAUGGCGGUACAGGAAAUCUGACAUUGGACGCGUUAAGAGACAUUUUAUAUUUCAAGAGAAAGCAGAAAACAUGGGAUGUAACUGCAGUUCGGACUACUCAGACGGGGAGUGGAUGGAGAACCUGGAUGAAAUCUGUGAGCACUGCAGCUGUCCCAUACCUCCCCAGUCAUGCAAUCCAUACACAGACCAGCUGACUCCAUACCCAGCACAGCAUUCACCUCCUACAUCUCCUUUACCAGACAACCUUGUGGUGGCCAUAUACAGUUAUGAACCCACCCAUGAUGGUGACCUGGGCUUUGAGAAGGGAGACACGCUCAAGAUCAUCAACAAGGAUGAUCCAGAGUGGUAUUUGGCGGAGUCCCUCAUCACGGGCCAGCGAGGCUACAUCCCGCAUAACUUUGUGGCAAUGACCACAGUGGAGACCGAACCGUGGUUCUUUAAGAACAUUUCUAGAAACGAAGCCAUGAGGCUCCUCUUGUCUCCUGGGAACACGCUGGGCUCCUUCUUGAUUCGAGAGAGUGAGACGACCCAAGGUUCAUAUUCCCUUUCGAUCAGGGACUUAGACCACGACACCGGGGAAGGAGUAAAGCACUACAGAAUCCGCAACAUGGACAAUGGUGGCUUCUACAUCACAGCCAAGAUCUCCUUUAGCUCGCUGAAGGAGCUCGUCCAGCAUCACUCACGCGAGGCAGACGGGUUGUGCACAAAGCUGAUGAAGCCGUGUCAGUCGAGGGCACCGCAAAAGCCCUGGUGGCAGGACGAGUGGGAGAUUCCCCGAGAGUCCCUGAAGCUGGAGCAAAAGCUCGGAGCGGGACAGUUUGGGGAAGUCUGGAUGGGUAUCUACAACAACGACAGGCGGGUGGCUAUUAAGAACCUGAAGAUGGGAACAAUGUCAGUGGAAGCCUUCCUGGCAGAGGCCAACAUGAUGAAGAACCUGCAGCAUCCGUGCCUCGUACGCCUCUUCGCCGUCGUUACCCAGGAGCCAAUCUAUAUUGUCACGGAGUACAUGGAAAAUGGAAGCCUGGUGGAUUACCUCAAAACAGCAGAGGGAGGCACUUUACCCAUGAACACUCUGAUUGACAUGGCGGCGCAGGUGGCCGAGGGCAUGGCUUUUAUAGAGAUGAAAAACUACAUUCAUCGAGACCUGAGAGCAGCCAAUAUUCUGGUGUCCAGUGAACUCGUCUGCAAGAUUGCCGACUUUGGACUGGCGAGGCUGAUCGAGGACAACGAAUACACAGCAAGAGAGGGUGCAAAGUUCCCCAUCAAAUGGACAGCCCCAGAGGCUAUCAACUAUGGCACCUUUUCCAUAAAAUCAGAUGUGUGGUCAUUCGGCAUCCUCCUGACAGAAAUAGUGACAUAUGGACGCAUACCGUACCCUGGUAUGUCCAACCCGGAGGUCAUCCAGAACCUCGAGAGGGGCUACAGAAUGCCGAAGCCGGAGAACUGUUCAGAUGGACUCUAUGGCGUCAUGGGCCUGUGCUGGAAGGAGAACCCGGACGACAGGCCCACCUUUGAGUACCUGAAGAGCGUUCUGGAAGAUUUCUUCACUGCCACAGAGAGGCAGUACCAGGAAUAGCUCCGGUUGGGCGGCGGACGCACAUCAGACUAAACUGAAGGCGAAGCCUUUGGAGAUGGAGGGUGGCUAUUGUUUGCCCUUUGUUUGUAAAGAGGACGUGCCGUUAUAUUGAUAUUGAAACUGUGAUCACCCAAACGUGCUCUUAGAUAGUCUCCAGAUUGGACAGUCCCGUGAGAGCUGGAUCACUGCAGAGCGGAUAGCGAACGGAUAGCGAGCGCCAUGCAACCAAGAUGUAAAUACCCUCAAAGUGCUUCAUCUGUGUUUUACCUCGGCAGAUCAAUUUUGCUCAUUAUUUCAUAAUACAAAAAUGCAAGAUUGUUUGAAGAAAAUGUUUGAAUUCUUUGUUAUACACAUGUAUUAAAUACAAUCUUACUAAAUUUUGGAAA